GCAGUAUUGAACACAUGCUACCAAAAAAAAGAAUGUUUAUAAGAAAUUAAGAUUUACAGUACAAUUUGUAUUGACUUUUGUACACUUAAUCAACAAAUAAUGGAAACAAUUUGUUAAAUCGAUUGUUAUUGAUGGUCGUUAAGGUCUGCGGGGUGGUAACCAUAGAGCAGGGAGCAAAAGUAGCGGCUAAUAAAAUAAAAUGACAUUCUAAUCAAAAGUUUACAAACAAUAAUAAACAACAAAUAAGGAAAAUGCAAAAGAACAAAAAUUCUACAAAAUUAUUUCAUGGUUUGACACAAAGAAUUGGUCUUUACAACAGCAAAGUGUAUAUUUUUAAAAAUAUUUAUCAGCCAAUAAUUAUUUUGCGAUAAUGGUUCAAGUAACUCAAACCGAAGAAGAAAUUAAAAUCAUCAUUGAGUUAAAUCGUUUAAUAACCCGCAAACCGGAUAUUGUGCUAUUGCCAAAAUAUCUAAAAUUUAACAAUCCACCCAUAUUCUUUGAACGACAUCUAACACAGGAAAUCGAUGAAGUGGCCAGCUUUUGUCGUAUAUUCAAAACUGAGGCACGAAUUAUACUCAUCAAAAAGGAAAAAGGCAUUUGGCCAGAAAUCUUUCAGAAAUUAAAUAAAGAAGAAUUAUUUCAAAAACGUUUGGAAUAUUCCGAUCAAAUAAUCUCAAGAAAUAAAGAACGUGAUGAAAAAGCCCUAGAACGUUACGAGCAAAAAAGACGCACGGAAAUAACACGUGAGGUAAGUCGAGAGACAGCCUUGCGUGAACGAGUUAAACAAUUCGAACAGGAAGCUUGUCGUGAGGCUAUGAUAGUACAAGCCAAAGAGACUCAUGUUAAGACAAAACCAGAACUGGUAAGAAGUUCUGCUGUUACCUCUUCACCAAGACCACCAUCAUCUGCGCUAACAUCUGCUAGGACCAGUUCUGCCAAGGUUUGUAAUCGUUUGGGUACACCUAUUGCUCGUCCUAUGGCUUCGUUGCGUAAUAGUGGUAAAAUUUGUGUGAACUUUAGUAGCUUUCAAUAUUCUACUCCAAAACGUGAAUCUCAGGAGGGUUUACCUCGUCCUUUUGUGGUAGAGAAUGUUCAACAAUCGUGCAAUACCCAAAUGGAUAAAGUAGAAUAGGGGAAUCUUCUAUGUUUUGUGUUAAAUUACUUGUUUAUUAAAUAAAUGGUAUUUUAUUAAAAAAAACUUGGUUUUC
Messenger RNA from Lucilia cuprina (Australian sheep blowfly), 1208 nucleotides. It is a transcript of the gene Dnaaf4, whose product is annotated as dynein axonemal assembly factor 4. Gene Ontology annotation, biological process: inner dynein arm assembly; cilium movement; outer dynein arm assembly. The record is from RefSeq and is a predicted model, not a curated record. Lineage: Eukaryota; Metazoa; Arthropoda; Insecta; Diptera; Calliphoridae. The coding region runs from base 371 to 1132 and encodes 253 amino acids. The transcript is spliced from 2 exons.